This is a messenger RNA of Corticium candelabrum, 4114 nucleotides long. RefSeq lists its product as uncharacterized. Gene Ontology annotation, molecular function: protein binding; sulfate transmembrane transporter activity. The transcript is spliced from 28 exons. Gene Ontology annotation, cellular component: plasma membrane. Gene Ontology annotation, biological process: transmembrane transport. The coding region runs from base 1 to 3942 and encodes 1313 amino acids. Lineage: Eukaryota; Metazoa; Porifera; Homoscleromorpha; Homosclerophorida; Plakinidae. The record is from RefSeq and is a predicted model, not a curated record.
AUGAAUUCUCAAGAUAUCAACAGGGGUAACUGGAUGCGUUACAUCCAGCCUGCUAGACAUAUCAGAGAGCAAAAUUUGGAGAUGGUUCAACACGAGCGGAGUAUAUACUACCACGUCAUGCAGGAUCUAGAACCGGGAACGGAGCUGCUAUCCGGUAGUUCGAGUUCAUUGUUGUCAGUCACGCGCUUCGAGUCCCUUUCAAAACAACAAGCCACGCCUAUAGUUAAUCAGAACGGCAGCAUGCAUUCACAGCGAUUUUAUCAACAAAUAUAUUUGCAUGAUCGCUACCAACCUACGGGAAGAAUUAUGGAACCGAAAAGAGAAGGGAUGCAGAGAAGACAAAGCACAGGCACUAACUAUAACAUUGAAACAAUUAGUCUAGAAAGGAGUCAAAGAGCCGCUCGUUUCAGUCAAUCCGAGGCUUGGAAAUGCGGUCAAUGUUUUAGGACGUUUUCUCAGCGUUCUUCGCUGCAAAUGCACGUGUGCGACACUUCAGCUAGUCGUCCAUUCUUGUGCGGCUACUGUUGUUGUUCGUUUGCCGUGCCGGAGGAGUUGAAAAACCACGUUGCUUCACACGCCGCUGAAAAACCGUUCAAAUGUGGAUUCUGCCAUCGUGCGUUUGCCGGUUCGACUACUCUGAGUAAUCACAUGAGAACUCACACAAAUAGUAGGCCAUUCAGAUGUCAUCAGUGUGGGACUGAUUUCACACAGGGCAUUCAGUAUAGUCGACAUAUUCGGGUCGGUGAGUGCUCAGGAGCGAGACAGCAAGAGGAAUCGGUUGAGGGUGGUGUGGAGGAACAGGAGGAGGACCAAGAGACAGCAAUUGUAGCAUCACCUGAUGAAAAACAAGAGAUUAAAUUGUUUGGGCAGGCUUGUGACAGUCUUCUGACUGUUUAUCGACCGUCUGAGGUGCAAUGGAAGAUAUGGCAAGCUCAGAAACCAGCUACAUAUUUGGACGUCCAUCAUGGUGGAAGCAAUGGGAAUGGAAGUUCGAGUGAUGAAAUGGAAGAAAUGUUUAGUCCAUCAACAAUCAUGCAUGUCUUGUUUGGAAAACUGGAAAUUGUUCCUAUUGAUCCACAACAAAUCGAUCUGACUAGAGGUCCGAUGGCUACCUACUUUCCCAAGGAAGUUGGCCUGUGUGAGUCGAGUAUACCGGGGUCAUCAUACGGAGUUUUUACGUUACAAGUGAUACCAGAGGGCACAUGGAUGGGACCAUUUCAAGGAGCUUCGGUUCCGAUCUGGCAACUCACAUCAGGUAGCAAACUUGAACAGAUGUGGGAGGUAUAUAGAGAUGGCCAGUUGUAUCACUACAUCGAUGCCAGCCAGUCGCCAUCCACCAACUGGAUGAAAUUCAUUCAAUCGGCCAGGCAUAGUGGCGAACAGAACAUGGUCGUCUUUCAGUUUCAGACCAGUCUGUUCUAUAAAACUACGAGAGACAUAGAACCAGGAGAAGAACUACUGGUUUGGUAUGGAGAAGAAGAGUAUAUUCAGUGUAUGGGCAUUCCUAUAGGUAUAUCUGAUGAAGUCCCAACUCCUAAAGUGCCACCAACAGUACCAGGUGCUCACACCACUGGAGAUGCAUCUGGAACCGAACAAUCUCUUGCAACGACUCCCAAUGGUGCUGUCACAAUUGAAGGAGUCCAUCUUGCAUCGGAGGUCACCUCCACGUCGGGAGCCAACAGACAAGGUGGGGAGAGCAACCAUCCCGACUGGAACCUCUGGAAGUGUGGCCAAUGUUUCAAAUCAUUCACUCAACGGAUCAUGCUGCAAAUGCACGUUUGUGAGGGAAAAGCACAGCUACCAUUCCACUGUGGUCAUUGCAAUAAAGUCUACUCGACCAGCAACGAACUCAGAAGUCACAUCGUUUGCUGGAGCUACAACGCUGGCAAAUCAUAUGAGAACGCACACGGGAGAGAAACCGUUUCGAUGUCCGCAAUGCAACAAGGGGUUCACACAGGGGACUCAGCUGGCCCGCCAUUUGCGAAUGCCUGGGGAGUGUACUGGACAGGCAGCAGGCAGUAUGCCUGCUACAUGUGUUUCACUGUAGAUCUGGACUGCUCGCGCGGCAUGGGCUUGAUCGAGAGCUGUCUCGAUUGUUUUCGCGGCGAGCGCGCGCAGCGACAGGAUCGCGUUAGGCGUUAUAUCGGCGACCGUGUUCCGAUUGUGAGAUGGCUGCCCAAGUACUCAAUGAAGACGUUAGUUAGUGACGUCAUCGCAGGUCUGACUGUCGGCAUGAUGGUCGUACCUCAGUCUCUAGCAUACGCUAAUAUUGCUCAAGUUCCUCCGCAGUGGGGGCUUUACACGUCGUUUAUGGGAUGUUUUGUGUAUGUGGUGCUGGGAACGUCGAAGGACAUCACGUUGGGACCGACUGCAAUUAUGUCUCAGAUUAUUGCAUCAUCCGUGCCUGACGAAUCACAUCAAAAGUUGAUCCCGUUGAUAACUCUGUUGUGUGGAGUAACGCAGUUUUUGGUGGGAUUUUUGGAAUUAGGUGCUCUUGUAAACUUCAUUUCACUGCCCGUUAUCAGUGGAUUCACGUCAGCAGCGGCUAUUUCUAUUGCAGCCGGACAAUUGAAGCAUCUACUGGGUAUUUCAUCACCGUAUUCACACAAUAUAUCACGAGACUUCCUUCCAUGCAUGGAAGAUACAUUCAGAUACAUUCGUCACUCAAAUGUUUGGGACAUUUUUCUUGGAUUCGGUUGUGUUGUCCUCGUUUUAGUACUUAGGUAUAUGAAAUCUAGAGUCGAGUUGUGGGAUUAUGGUAGCAGUGAUGGACAAUUUUCGCCUGCACUGCAGCAGACUGUUGCUCGGAAGUUUCUCUGGUUUAUCACGACAGGACGAAAUGCAGUUGUUGUAGUCGUUGGGGCAUUGAUUGGAGCCGUUCUAGUCAGUCAGAAUCUCGGUGACAAACUAAAAUUGGUAGGAAAAAUCGAGUCGGGACUUCCUCCAAUAAUCAACCCAUUGGCUAUUGGCAACACGUCGUUCAUAGAUGCAAUGAAAUAUUUGGAGACGUCGCUAGUCGUUGUACCAAUGAUUGGAUUUCUGGAGGCUAUUUCGAUAGCUCAGGCAUUUGCACGAAAGAACAAUUAUUGUAUUAAUGCAAGUCAAGAACUCAUAGCCAUUGGGACAUCAAAUAUCUUGAGCAGUUUUGUGAAUGCAUAUCCGUCUACAGGAAGUUUUUCAAGAACUGCUGUCAAUUCUCAAAGUGGAGUCAAAACGCCUGCAGGUGGCAUUUUAACUGGUGCAGUAGUGCUGUUUUCUCUCGCUUUUCUCACAUCUCUUUUCUACUACAUUCCGGAAGCAGCACUGUCCGCAAUUAUCAUCACUGCUGUGCUCUACAUGGUGAAUGUUCAAAUAUUGCUGCGAAUGUGGAAGUUGUCUCCUUGGGAAUUAAUUCCCUGGUUUGUAAGCUUUGCUGGAACACUCUUUCUUGGAAUUAAGUAUGGUGUUUUGAUUGCGGUUGGGAUUCAUCUUAUAUUUCCUCUUUAUCGGCUCGCCAAUCCUCGAUAUUCUUAUAAACGGCAUGGUGAUGCCGUAGUACUGAAACUCACUAGUGGAAUCACUUACCCUUCUAUUGACAAACUACGACUUAUACUCGAGAAUAUUCAAGACAUUUCCAAGAGGGAAGGGUGUGAAGUCUCCGUUUUUAUUCUGGACUGCGGACAUGUGUCCGAAUGCGACUUCACUGCAAUUCAGGGAUUCUCUGAUCUGUUUGCUAAGUUCAGAAAUAAUCAUAUUCAAUUUAUCUUGGCCAACAUGCAGGAGCAUGUCAGUUCUGCACUGUUGAAGGCAGAGAUACCAGGCAUUUAUGUCGCACCAACAGUCGAUGUCGCUCUGUCUACAGCCGGUGAUGGAGUUUACCUAGCUUCGGUCAAUAUUGCGUCAGAUGACUCGGACAGCGAAUUGCUAAUCAACAGGAGACGAAGGUCUAGUUCCGACACUUAAUUUAAUGAGAGCCACAGGCAGGCAAUUUAAAGUUUUUACAUUUGCCAUAGUUGUCUAUUUGUUUUCAAUAAUAGUAAUUACAGCAGUGGAUGCAGCUGGUUUUGCAUUGUGUAGUGCUGCAGUUGUGAUUUUCAAUAGUACAGAGUCACGUGCACGGUCACGUGUUAUCAUA